Messenger RNA from Schistosoma spindalis, 1780 nucleotides. The record is from the annotation of a GenBank genome assembly. Lineage: Eukaryota; Metazoa; Platyhelminthes; Trematoda; Strigeidida; Schistosomatidae.
ACUUCACAAGGUUUCGUUAACCGCGGCGGUAUUGCUAGCGUUAAAUCAUCGUCUGUAGGCAGCUUCAAGUGGAGGUUGUAUCUGUCGUAAAGGUUUCGGAAGUUAAUAUAGGCUGUUUAGCUACCCGUGUUUACGACUGAGGGCUUAUUUGGUCAUUUGAUGGUGCGAUUAACAUCUUUGAGGCUUCUUCAUGUUCAAUCACUUCUUUGCAUAUUUUAUAUUUCAUCCUUUAUUUUCGGGUUGUUCGUUCCAUCGGCGGUAGAUUUACUGUCUCUACCUUUUUCGAGUAUACAUGACAUUCACAGGCUUUUCACUUUCCACUUAGUGACAGAUGAGAUCUGUGUUUUCAUUUUUACAAUUUUGGCCAUUUUUAUCUAUGCAAAGCUUGUAUUUCACGUAUGGAGCAAAAUUGAAAUAUUAUUCUACUAUUGGUUUGUGAAUACAAGUGCCGGAAUACUUGCGAUUUUCCCAGCGAUUUUCUUUGGUAAUGGCAUUUUUAUCAAACCGGUCAAUGGGAAUUCUGCAUUUUUGUCUUCUGUACUCGUAGUUCUUAUCCAACUAAGUACGGAUCAACCACUUGUAAAUAUCAGGGGUUCCAACCUUAAAUCUCAACAUGGUCUUCCCGCUGUGUCGAUUAUAUUUUUGUGUUUGUGGAUAGUAGGGUUUAUCAGGCUCUCUUCUGUUAUUCUUUUUUGUUAUGGCAUCCUGUGUAGUUGGUGCUACCUUCGCUUUCUGCAACGUCAUCCACAAGGAAGGAGAGGCGAUUAUCGUUCAGUAUUCACUUUCGCCAGUUGGUUGUCAUCCGGUGAAACUAGUAUGUCACUAUACCCGCCUGUGUUUCUGCCAAGUUUGUGCACCCGUCAUUAUGCGGCUUGCUUAACUUGUUAAUGUUAACCUUUCUAUUUAUGUACUCUUCCCCGAGCCAAUAGACAAAAUAGUCUCUAUUCCUUCCAACAUUUUCUAUCAACUUCUACUUCGAACCAAAUUUUGUCCUGGACUAAAAAGAGAAAGUGAAGUUACUGUAGAACCUUUAUUGACCUUUGGCCCACAUGGAAUAUCUUCUGAUCCAGAACGGCAUCGGCGGAUUGCUCUGAAAGCUCUAAAUGAACGCUUCACAAAAGCUGGUGUUUCUUCAAGGACACCAACUGAAGUCAUCGAAUGGCCAAGCUUGAUCGAUGCUGAUGACACACAAAAGACGGAUAACAACAAGUCAGAUGAAUCCAGUGUGAUCAUCGAGUUGCCAACUAUUACGAAUCCUUCAACUACUGAUACUUUAAACACAUUAAACUCAUCUAACGUGUGAACCUUGAGCUAAGGAAAUAGUUUUUAUACAAUUUAUUUAUGAGAUCCUAGGUUUUGUACCAUAGUUUUGACUUAUUCUGUUCACUUUAUUUAUCCAAUAACUUCUUUACACUUAGUUUUUUAUAUUGUAAGUUCCAUUCGUUUAAACAUGAAGUCAUGUAUUUUGUUAUUAGCUUAAGCAUCUUUUUCCUUGUGUUAUUUUUAUGAUUUUUGAUUAAAUAUUUUGCUUCGGCGACCUUAUCAAGCUCACUAGUGGGACAGUAUUAGUAAACGAAACUGCUAACGGAGGUCAAGAUGUAGAGUGAAAUCCAGUAACUUGUUUUGAUUUAUUCAGAAUGAAGAAUAUAUAUCAACUGCAUUAAGAAUUGGUUUUGAGUUGUUAAUGUAACAAAAGUAAUAACUUGUUCUUCCUGUCAUUACGGCUUUAUAAUGACUAACCUAUACUUCCUAUCUGUAGAUACACCGCUUUCCUAGUUUG